AUGGACGCGGCGGCCGCCGACGACGACAGCAUGCGGCAGGUGGUGCUGGGGAAAUACGAGAUGGGCCGGAUGCUGGGGAAAGGCACCUUCGCCAAAGUCUACUACGCCAAGCACAAGUCCACUGGAGAGAGCGUGGCGAUCAAGGUGAUGAACAAGGAGCAGGUGAAGAAAGAAGGCAUGAUGGAGCAGAUCCAGCGAGAAAUCUCCGUCAUGCGCCUCGUCCGGCACCCAAACGUCGUCGAAUUGAAGGAAGUCAUGGCGACCAGAUCCAGAAUCUUCUUCGUGAUGGAGUAUGUGAAGGGCGGGGAGCUCUUCGCGAAAGUAGCGAAGGGGAAAUUGAAGGAGGAGACGGCGAGGAAGUAUUUCCAGCAGCUGAUCUCCGCCGUCGAUUUCUGCCACAGCAGAGGGGUUUCGCAUCGGGAUCUGAAGCCGGAGAAUCUGCUGCUGGACGAUAACGAGGAUUUGAAGGUUUCCGAUUUCGGCCUCUCUGCUCUGCCGGAGCAGCUACGGAACGACGGGCUUCUGCACACGCAGUGUGGGACCCCUGCCUACGUGGCGCCGGAGGUGCUGCGGAGGAAGGGGUACGACGGCGCCGCGUCGGAUCUGUGGUCGUGCGGCGUGAUUUUGUUUGUUCUCGUCUCGGGGUUUCUCCCCUUUCAGCACCAGAAUUUGAUGAGGAUGUAUAGCAAGGUUUUCAAGGCGGAGUUCGAGUGUCCGCCGUGGGUUUCCGUGGAGGCGAGGAGGUUGAUCUCGAAGCUUCUGGUGGCGGAUCCGUCGAGGAGGAUUACGAUUCCGGCGAUUAUGCGCGUGCCUUGGUUUCGCAAGGGGUUUUCCGUUCCCCUGGUUUUUUCAAUCCCUAAGAAGGAAGAAGAAGAGGAAGGAGAAGAGGAAGGGAUUGUCAAUUCUUCGUCAAUUCCGAAGAUCUCGUCGCCGAAAUUCUUCAACGCGUUUCAAUUCAUCUCGUCGAUGUCGUCGGGAUUCGACCUGUCGAGUCUAUUCGAGAGCACUCGGCGGCGGCGGGGGUCGAUGUUCACUUCGAGGUGCUCGGCGGCGGCGAUUAUGGAGCGGAUGGAAGGUUUCGCGAAGGGGAUUAAUUUUAGGGUUGGGAGGGUGAAGGAUUUCAAGAUGAGCUUGACGGGGGGAACGGAAGGGAGGAAAGGGAGGCUGACGGUGACGGCGGAGGUUUUCGAGGUAGCGCCGGAGGUGGCGAUCGUACAGUUCUCGAAAUCGGCCGGCGACACUUUGGAGUAUGUGAAGUUCUGCGAAGAAGACGCCAGGCCGGCGUUGAAGGACAUCGUGUGGACUUGGCAAGGGGAGAACGGCGACGACUCCGUUUGUAACGGUGGUAACGGUUACGUGGAAGACCGUCUGAAAGCGACAAUCUCUAUGUAG
Messenger RNA from Linum tenue, 1392 nucleotides. NCBI's taxonomy places the organism in Eukaryota, Viridiplantae, Streptophyta, Magnoliopsida, Malpighiales, Linaceae. The record is from the annotation of a GenBank genome assembly.